AUGGGCGCCAUCGAUGGUCAUUACGUUGCACACAUUCGCCGAAGUUUGUUCGAUGCUGCAUGGGCCGAACAGGUGCGCGCUGGGGAGCAUACGGACGAAUGGAUCAUUUACAACGAUGAGCAAGUAGCUCGGAGCGAACGACCCCCUUAUCCUAACGCCUACUUAUACUUUUUCAGACGACUCGACGCGCCAAGUCUGACUUAG
Messenger RNA from Protopolystoma xenopodis, 204 nucleotides. The record is from the annotation of a GenBank genome assembly. NCBI's taxonomy places the organism in Eukaryota, Metazoa, Platyhelminthes, Monogenea, Polystomatidea, Polystomatidae.